Messenger RNA from Onychostoma macrolepis, 4589 nucleotides. RefSeq names its product transmembrane protein 184ba (gene tmem184ba). NCBI's taxonomy places the organism in Eukaryota, Metazoa, Chordata, Actinopteri, Cypriniformes, Cyprinidae. Bases 377 to 1672 code for a protein of 431 amino acids. The record is from RefSeq and is a predicted model, not a curated record. Gene Ontology annotation, biological process: transport. The transcript has 10 exons. Gene Ontology annotation, molecular function: transporter activity.
AAGGCUGCAUGUUGUUGUAGCAGACUUCACAGCCGCUCUCCACUUUUAUCCCCGUUAAACUAAUCCGCAAGAGAUUUUAUUGAACAGCAAGGUGAGUUGGGAGAGAAGGAACUGCGUUUCAACGGCAAUCCAACUAAGAUUAUAGAUGAAAUCCUUUAGAACAGUCGCGAGUACACUGUAAACUGUCCAAAGACGUGGUGAAUUACUACAUGGGAACAAAUAUAAAAGGAAGGAGCUCAGAUUUUCCAGCAGAGAUCAGCGGCGCUGGAAUAUAAACAUGGAUGACGGGCAGCAGCGAUGGCUUUGAAGAAUUAAGGCCGAAUUGCUUCUCAUUUGUUUUCCUUUGUGCACGGCGAAUGGUUUUAAAUCUGCGUUUAUGUUAUUGCUUUUGAGACGUGACGUGCCAUUAUCUGAUCAUUUUGGGGAGGAAGUUGUCGGGAUGGCUCCUGGUUCACUAGCCACAAUGGCCCCUACUGGGCCCAACAUCUCCUGGUUACCAGAAGCUCCUCUGCUCACUCCAGAGCAGCCCAUUUUCCUCAUGACAACCAUGGCCCAGGCAGUGUCAGGCUUCUUUGUGUGGACGGCACUUCUACUCACCUGCCACCAGAUCUACAUGCAUUUGCGUUACUACAGCUCUCCCAAGGAGCAGAGACACAUAGUGCGCAUCCUUUUCAUUGUACCCAUCUACGCCUUUGACUCCUGGCUCAGCCUUCUCUUCUUUACCAACGAUCAGUACUAUGUGUACUUCGACACAGUCAGGGAUUGCUAUGAGGCAUUUGUGAUCUAUAACUUCUUGAGCCUGUGUUAUGAAUACCUCGGAGGAGAGAGCGCUAUCAUGGCUGAGAUCAGAGGAAAACCCAUUGAGUCCAGCUGUAUAUAUGGAACGUGUUGUCUUUGGGGCAAGACCUACUCCAUUGGCUUCCUUCGAUUUUGCAAACAGGCCACUUUACAGUUCUGUGUGGUAAAACCCCUAAUGGCCAUGACUACAGUCAUCCUGCAGGCUUUUGGGAAAUACCGUGAUGGGGACUUCAAUGUUGCUAGUGGUUACCUGUACGUGACCAUCGUCUACAAUAUCUCCGUCAGCCUCUCACUCUACGCUCUUUUCCUGUUCUACUUUGCCACCCGAGACCUCCUCAGCCCCUACAGGCCCAUGCUCAAGUUCUUCAUGGUCAAAUCAGUCAUCUUCCUCUCCUUCUGGCAAGGCAUGCUGCUGGCCAUCUUGGAGAAAUGUGGUGCGAUUCCUAAGAUCAGCUCUCCUGAGGUUUCUGUCGGCGAGGGAACCGUUGCAGCUGGAUACCAGAACUUCAUCAUUUGCAUCGAGAUGUUCUUUGCCGCCUUGGCUCUGCGACAUGCGUUUACCUACAAGGUCUACAUGGACAAAAGGCUGGAUUCCCUUGGCCCUGUUCCUACAUAUGGACAGUACGUUCUCCAUUCUUCUCAAGGUCGCUGUGCCCCCAUGAAGAGCAUCUCCAGCAGCUUAAAGGAGACCAUGAACCCUGGAGACAUGGUUCAGGAUGCCAUCCACAAUUUCUCCCCAGCCUACCAACAGUACACCCAGCAGUCCACCCUGGAGCAGGGGGUCACCGCACCGCCCGUAUCACGCAAUCACAGCUGCAUGAGCGGCCGGGACAAUGAGAAAACCCUGCUGCUUAGCUCCGAUGAUGAGUUUUAACUCGCUCGCCUGUCGUCCUGAUCAAAGGUACUCCGCAAGGGACCGUUUACUGCUGCGGUAGUGUAAUGAUGAGGUUAACAUAGGAACAGGUUAUUAAAGGACCAUCUUAAGCAAGUAGUUACAUUCUAGUGCAGUAGAAUCUAAAAUUAAGCUGCUUAUACUUGCUCAGUUGUCUUUUGAUGCGCUUUUGUCUGAUGUUUAUACAGAGAAUUAAAUAAUACUUUGAGCCAAAUUUUGAAAACCCACAUGGUCUGACACUUUGAAUUUGACAAUUUGAAUUUGACUGACAAUUUUUGAAUUGAUGUAUUUUUUUAUGCCUGUAGGUUCACGUAGGGGGUGUUUGGAAAUCCCAUUAUAUUUAUAAAGAGCAGUGUAUUGGAGGGCCCCCGUUCGGUGGGAAUGUUCCGUUUUUGAUUUACAAGUUCAAGUGCACCUUUGCUUCUGUUUCAACAGUGUUUAUAGCUUCCCCGGUGAUUUAAAGGGCGGGUAUGGCUGUGGAGAGAGAGCUUUGAUGGUAGAUAGAGUACCAGCUGUUCAAACACGCCAUUGUUGUUUUGACGGAUGAAUCAAGGGACAGGGAGAGAGGUUGAUGGUCCACGAUAAGAUUACAGAUUAAGGCAGUCUGGAUUAUAAAACUGUAAUUGGAACAUUACUCGCCUGGUGCAGAUUUGCACAAGCUUUCGUAAAAGUGUGACUGUCCUGGACCACUGCAGGAAAAAGCAUCUAUCUAGGUUAGCCGAGCGGUUUAAAAAAUAGAUUUAGGUUACGCUUCUUAGUUUAUGCUAGACUUUCACUGAGAAAGAACAGUCAAGUACCAUCAGUUUAUCCGUAUUCUGUUGUCUGUCUGAUGGAAAUGCGAAAUUUAUAUAAUUUGAAAAUGGGACAGUUCACCCUAAAAUGACAAUUCUGUCAUCAUUUAUUCACUUUCAUGCCAUUCUAAAACUUCGUUUCUUCUGCUAAACACAGACACACAAAUGAUAGUCAACAUCAACAUUGAACUUUUUCAUUUUAUGGACAACAUGAAGGCAUACUUCAAAAUACCUUCUUUCGUUUCGACAGUAAAUGAGUAAGUGAUGACACAAUUUUCAGUUUUGGGUGAGCUAUCCUCUUAUUAGGUACUGUAUUGUUUCUAGGUAUCCCACUAGAGGGAGGCAUAUCUCUCAGUUCGUGCCCUUUAUCUUUAUGGGACACGCCUGUUAUCACUGAUCCUUUGAGAGCCACACCAAAGUCUCUCCCAUUCUUCAGAAGCAUCCGCCAUUUACGCUUUACCUCUUUAGAUAGCACUAGGCCCUCGAUGACCAAGCUUGAAGCUUGUGGUUGGUUAGAUAGCAUCUUUGGAGUUACUUAUUAACUGUCCUACACUUUUAUUGGUACAAUAGAGGCCAGUAUAAACACAAAGCAGCUGGAACCAAGUACGAGUAUGUAUGGUACCUGCUUAUAGUUAUGUUAGUGUUUUUGCAGUGUAUUCUUUAUAAGGGGAGGAUUUCUUUUAAUAAUAUAGAUGUUGUUGUAACUUGCACUAAGCAGAUUUGUAUAUUUAGGAGAAAUCCGAAAAUCCUAGAACAUUUUGGCAAGCUAUUUCUGUACGUUAUUAUUCGUAGAGCGGUUUAAAGUAACAUAGGAAGCGCUGUUACGUUUAAAAAUAUAUAUAUAUUUUGUGGAAACAUAUUUUGAAGUUACACUAAGACGUUCUUUGUACUGUCAUGUUAUUUCAAACAGAGCAUUAUGUAUUACUAUGUCAAAGAUUUUGCUUCUAUUUUUUUCCCUUGAUGCUCUGGCCUAGGAAACAAUAAAGAAUUUUGUCUGUAUAUGUUUGUGUAAUAGUGUUUUUUUCUUUUUACUCAGUGAAUACACAUAUUUCUAUAUACAAUAUAUACAACAUUUAUUUCAAUUAAAUGAUAUAAAAUAGACAAUGAAUUUACCAUAGAAAAAUACAGAUAAUAAAUACAAACAUCAGUUGUUGUUUUUUUGUGCUCUCCCCUCUUACAAAACAUUCGGCACAUUGUUCUGAAGCACAGGUAUAACGGGCAUGAUAUUACCAGGUUAGAUUCUCAGUACUGAUGACGACUUUGCUAACUACACAAUUUUAAAAAAAAUCACCAGAUAUCCACGUUUAACAUGGCCAAUUGUUACCUGAUCAUACAGUAUCACCCCGUUUAUUGGAGUAAACCCGGCUUGUAGUUGGAAGUUAUCCUGAUGGCCACGGGUUGAUGUGAUGUACAUGUGAUAGCAUUUUUGUCUUUCGCUUUCCUUCUGUCACUUUCUUAUCCUCCUUUUUUUCCCUCCCGUGUGAGCCGCAAGUGCUCACUUCUCCUUCUGGCUGCUCUCUUCCCCAUUUUCACAUCUUCCUCAGAUUCCCCUUUCCUAUCUUUUUUCCCUCGAAUGGUAUUUUUUUAAUAUUCCAGCUGUCCAAAAUAUUCAGAUACGUCCUUAAUCAUAAAUAGCAAAUAAUAUAUAUGGUCUUGGUUUUAAAUACAAAAAUACCACUACAAACAAGUCGCUCUAAUAUUAGUACAAAUAUGACCCUCACACAUACUGAAUCAUAUUACAAGUAAUAAGGCUGUAUACCUUACCAUUACUAAACUACUAACUCAUUACAACAAGUAAACAUUACAAAAAACACAAAAAUUCAAACAAUGACCCCAAACUAGUCAAUCAGAAGUAGUAUUUAGACCAAUCACAGCACAAAUUACCUUCAAACAUCUUGUUUCGAACACAAAUAAAAUAGCUUUCAUGUCUGUUGUUGAACAUUUGUCUUUUAUACAAACAUUAAAAUAUAUAAAUGGCAUGUAUCAAUAGAUCUGCACGUUCUCUAGUCCCAUGACUCAGUAAUACCAUGGAGAUAAUCCAGCAAAACUAACCACCUUCUGAAAUGUCGAUGGUCCCACAUGAAGACAAGUUGUUAGGACUAUUUUUU